This is a messenger RNA of Centrocercus urophasianus (Greater sage-grouse), 4155 nucleotides long. Its product is annotated as KIAA1549 like. The transcript is spliced from 21 exons. NCBI's taxonomy places the organism in Eukaryota, Metazoa, Chordata, Aves, Galliformes, Phasianidae. The record is from RefSeq and is a predicted model, not a curated record. Bases 1 to 4155 code for a protein of 1384 amino acids.
AUGCCCUCUGAUUCUGUUGGCUUUGAUGCCUGGGUUCGUUGGUUGCUGGAACUGAAGUCAAGCCUGUUUCAUAACCUCGUGUUUCAUGGUCUGUCCCACUUUAGUCUUCCAUGUCAUUGUGCUGGAGUUAUCCAUAUAGGUAUCAGGCAACAGCUUGUCAACAUUGCUCCUUCUACAGAAUCUUUUCCUAACUGGAGAACUAUACUAUCACCAACAUGGCCUUCCACAGAAACUAAGACUUCCUCUGUCGCUGAUAUUUCUAUGGGACAGACUUUGGAGAAUGCGAAUUUGCUUCAGAUGAUAAAAACAACACUGACUGGCACACAUACAAGAACUUUGGAUCAAACAAGCCUGUCUCCCACCCUUUAUCAAGGCAGUGGAAGUAGUGCAUCGCAAGAACCUGCUGAAGUUUCUGCUGAGUCACCCCUGAGGUUGUCAUCUCAAGAUCAAGAUGAAACAGCUGUGGAAUCAGGUUUGCCUCAACUCGUGUUAUCUGGAGUGUCUUCUGGUGCAAUACCUACGGUAGGAACUUCAGAGGCAAAACCACUAACAAGAAAAUCAUCUCCAGCUUCACCAGUGCCAGCUUCUUCCUUCUUGUCGCUAGGCACUGAAAACACACCUUUGCCAUCUGUGGUGGCUUUAAACACUCCGGUACUGACACUAACAAAAAAUAACACUGCCACAAAAUUAACCUCAGCUCUAAGUUCAGUAGGAGCACAUACAGAUCUUCCUUUUGCAACAAGAAACACAGCUGCCUCACCUGUGGACAUGACAGCUAUGUUUAUAACUCCUAAAAGCAGCGGUGUCGUGGCUUCCACGCCUGCACCCGCAGCACACGUACCAAGGCAGAUAAAAACAACAGUCACUGACAGCCAGAAAUUCCCAAGCUCAGAAAUCACCAAAACAUCAACCCCAUAUCCACUGACAAUUACAGCAGCUUUGACAUCUAUUACAGCAUCAGCGAAAGCAACUAGGCUUCCCCCUACUCGAGUGGAAAACACUUCUGCUCCUUCAGAAACAACAGCAGCAGCAUCAGCUUUUGCUAACAUGACUGCAGCUCCUCCUCUGGAUUGCCGGCUCUCCUGGAACCUAAUGGUUAAAACGGUUCUGUUUCUGAACACGAGGAGGAUGAUGAUCAGCAAAUCCUUCAAGGAGAGUGUGACAAAAGGGCUUAACCAGGCGCUGAGACAAGCUUUCAACCAAAAUGUCAGCACUCAGGUGGAAAUCCUGGAGCAAUCAAGUAACAUCACAGUUGGUUACUAUGUUACACGAGGGAGACUGGUUUUUAUACCAGCUGCUGUAAUUGAAAGACUAAUUGCCUAUGGUAUUAGCAAUGCCACAGCAGACUUAAAGCAACACGUUCUGAGUCUUCAGUCCAUUGUGGCCCUGGCAAUGCCAUGGAAGCCACUUCCUGCGUACCACUUCCAGCUGAAGACAGAGCUGCAGUUUGUAAGUCAAACAGAUAAUAUACAGUCAUGCAGAUUUGUUCAGACGAUGGAGCAAAGGUUACAGAGAGCAUUUCAAGAUGCUGAAAGAAAGGUCUGGAACACCAGCAACAACCUAACAGUUCAGAUUUUGAAUACCUCCAAAGUCUCUCAAGCUGUCACUCUGUUUUAUGUAGUCAACAAUCGAAGCACAACUUUAAAUGGCACGAUUUCCAGCAACCUUCUUAAUCAGCUGUCAGCUGAGCUGGUGGGUUUCUAUCUAACCUACCCACCUCUCACCAUUGCAGAGUCUUUGGAAUAUCCCAACCUCGAUGUCUCAGAGUCAACUAGAGACUACUGGGUGAUCACAGUUAUACAAGGGGUUGAUAUUGCAUUACUGGGACUGAACAAUCAGAGCUUUGCGAGAUUAAUGGAGCAGCGCUUGGCCCCGCUGUUCAUGAUGUCCCAUCAGCAAGGAAGACGCUUUAAACGUGCCACCACUGUGGGCAGCUACACUGUGCAGAUGGUAAAAAUCCAACGAAUUCCAGGACCCAAGGAGCCAGCUGAACUGACAUACUAUACUUUGUACAAUGGGAAACCUUUGUUGGGCACUGCAGCUGCCAAAAUUUUGAGUACUGUUGACUCCCAGCGGAUGGCCCUGACGCUGGGUUAUGUGAUUCAAGUUCAAGCUGAUCCUGUGGUGAAGAACCCACCGAACAACCUGUGGAUCAUUGCGGCGGUGCUGGCUCCCAUUGCGGUGGUUACAGUCAUCAUCAUUAUCAUUACAGCAGUUCUAUGCAGGAAAAACAAGAAUGACUUCAAACCGGAUACCAUGAUGAACCUGCCUCAAAGAGCUAAACCAGUACAAGGCUUUGACUAUGCCAAGCAACAUCUAGGUCAGCAGGGGGCCGAAGAUGAAGUUUUACCAGUAACUCAGGAGACUGUCGUACUUCCACUUCCAGUCAGAGAUGCUCCUUCCUCCCAGGAGAGAGAAAUCACUCAGGAUGGGAGCACCAUUAAAACAGCCCAAUCCAAUGAAACAAGGAAAAGUCGGUCCCCGAGCCAGAACGGCUCCAUCAUCAGCAACGAGUCGGGAAAGCCCAGCUCCAGCCGGAGCUCCCCGCAGAAAGUCGUGGCACCGCAGAAAGUGACAAAAGACGAAGGCAGGAAAAGAAACGUACCCAUCAGUGAUGAAGAGGAAGGAGGCAUUCUCUUUGAUAACAUUGCCAAAUCUGCCAUUGACCCCUUUGACACCUCUUCUGGAUCUGUACAGCUGAUUGCUAUCAAACCUGUGGCACUACCUGCUGUUCAUGCUGCAUCAGAUAGAAGUCAGGAAUCUGCCAUCAUUAAUGGAGAGGUGAACAAGGCUUUGAAGCAGAAGUCCGAUAUAGAGCAUUACCGCAACAAGCUGCGUUUGAAAGCCAAGAGGAAGGGGUACUAUGAUUUCCCACAGGUUGACAACAGCAAGGGGUUGACAGACAGAAAAAGGAUGUAUGAGAAAAACCAGAAAGAAAUUGACCACAUUUUGGAUCCCGAUCCAGAUGUUUCAUCUCCGUUUGCUGAGCCUAAGAACAGGCAACAGAUGAAGAACUCCAUAUACAGAAGCCGGCAGUCUUUGAACAGUCCUAGCCCAGGAGAAACUGAGAUGGAUCUCCUAGUGACUCGAGAAAGACCCAGGCGUGGAAUCCGUAACAGUGGAUAUGAUACUGAGCCUGAAAUUAUAGAAGAAACAAAUGUUGACCGUGUCACUGAACCUCGGAACUACACCAGGUCCCGUCAGGCCAAAGGCCACUCAGAGACCUCAACUUUAAGCUCUCAGCCCUCCAUUGAUGAGGUUCGACAACAGAUGCAUAUGCUCUUGGAAGAGGCUUUCAGCCUGGCCUCUGCAGGUCACGGAGGACAGAGCAGGCAGGAGGCCUACAGCUCCGCACCACACUUGCCCUAUUCAGAGGUGGUGACCAGCGCUCCUGGUACCAUGACCCGACCUAGAGCGGGUGUGCAGUGGGUGCCCACAUACAGACCAGAAAUGUAUCAGUACAGUCUACCAAGACCAGCUUAUAGAUUUUCUCAGCUUCCUGAGAUGGUGAUGGGAUCUCCUCCUCCUCCUGUCCCUCCUAGAACUGGUCCUGUGGCUGUUGCCUCUCUCAGGAGGUCUACAUCAGAUAUUGGCAGCAAAGUGAGAAUACCAGAGUCCAGUGGGGUGGAUCAGGCCCAGCAUCACGAUCCUGCAUCUUAUGCACCUGGUUCAAGAGCUCCAAUGCCUGUAGGCCCGCUUGAUCAAUCGACUUUUCACUCAGGUAAUACAGUACCAGCAGUGUUUGCCAUACCAGCAGCAAACCGACCUGGCUUCACAGGCUAUUUUAUCCCAACACCACCCACAGCAUAUAGGAACCAAGCUUGGAUGCCCUAUGCUGGGGAAAAUGAAUUACCAGGGCAGUGGGCAGACUCAGUUCCGCUCCCUGGAUACAUCGAGGCUUAUCCAAGGCCCCGCUACCAACACAAUUCUCCUUCACGACUGCCUCGCCAAUACAGCCAAUCAGCAAGCAUGCAUCCCAGCUUGGAACAAGCUCCUUUGCCCUCUGCCACAGCUUCUCAACAGAGCCUGACAGAAAACGACCCCUCUGAUGCUCCUCUCACCAACAUUUCUACAGCUGCCUUAGUAAAGGCAAUAAGAGAAGAAGUUGCUAAACUGGCCAAGAAGCAAACAGAUAUGUUUGAGUUCCAGGUUUAA